AUGUCCGCUUUGUCUUUGGUAGACAACGGUAAGGCAUUGGUUGAGGGCAUGUCCAUUGACGAGGCGAGCGAAUCCUACAACCCCAAAUUCACUACCAGCCCUCGAUUAAUUGGAUUGCAAUUAACGGACCCCAAUUUCCGGCUUAUGGUGUUGCAAGAG
Molecule: messenger RNA, 159 nt
Organism: Sphaeroforma arctica JP610
Lineage: Eukaryota; Ichthyosporea; Ichthyophonida
Exons: 2
Source: RefSeq, a predicted model, not a curated record